Messenger RNA from Larimichthys crocea (large yellow croaker), 1713 nucleotides. It is a transcript of the gene irf10, whose product is annotated as interferon regulatory factor 10. The transcript has 8 exons. Lineage: Eukaryota; Metazoa; Chordata; Actinopteri; Sciaenidae. Gene Ontology annotation, biological process: immune system process; regulation of transcription by RNA polymerase II. The record is from RefSeq and is a predicted model, not a curated record. Gene Ontology annotation, cellular component: nucleus. Gene Ontology annotation, molecular function: DNA-binding transcription factor activity, RNA polymerase II-specific; RNA polymerase II cis-regulatory region sequence-specific DNA binding; protein binding. The coding region runs from base 298 to 1506 and encodes 402 amino acids.
CAAGACUUUCACUUUCGCUCUUAAGAGCGCACUUUAGGCAGGACUUCUGCAUUUAAGUUGUCGGUGAGGUCUGUUUUUUCUUUAACUUUUAUAAGUUUCAUCACAUUAUCAAGUUAUACUGUAACAGUAUUGUGAAUUCAAUUAAAUCUUAGCCGCUUGAGCUGCAUCAGAAUAAAAAUUAAUUUGUUUGCAAGGUGGAGUGACGUGAUUAAAACUACUCGGACGGCUUUGUGCACAUGUAGACGUGUGGAGCGUUUUGUUGGUUCUUUUAGGCUGUGACACAGUUUGUGUUUGAAGAUGGAAACAGGGGUUAAGAUGCACAUGAAAGAGUGGCUCAUAGCUCAGAUCGAGAGUGGUAAAUAUGAAGGACUGUGCUGGGAAGAUGAGGACAAAACUAUGUUCAGGAUCCCCUGGAAACACGCAGCCAAGAAGGACUACAAACAGACGGCGGAUGCAGCUCUCUUCAAGGCCUGGGCUGUGUACAAAGGCAAAUACAGGGAGGGGAGGGAUAAAGCAGACCCCACCAUGUGGAAGACCCGUCUUCGCUGUGCACUCAACAAGAGCACAGAUUUCCAGGAGGUCCCUGAACGCAAUCAGCUGGACAUCACAGAACCUUAUAAAGUCUACCUUAUCCAUCACGACAAUGUCUCAGCCAGGCCAGCAGAGCCUCCACAGACAAAGGAUCAAGUGAUCAUCCAGGCUAAGAGGUCUCCGAAGAGCACUGGUUUUCCAGACAAACAGCUUCAUUCUCAAAAGGAAUCAUUUCAAGUGAGUAAAGAAGAAAGAAAACCGUUGACUGAUGAUCUGAUGAGGGAGCACAUGUAUUGUGAGCUGAUAGGACAAAAACCGCAAACUCCUCCUAUAACCUUCAUCAGCCCUACACUUACUAUAUCAGAACUUCGUAUGCAGGUGACGUUGUUGUACCAGGGCCAGAGGGUGAUGAAAGUGACCACCAGGAGCCCUGAUGGGUGCUUCAUCAUGCAGGGCUGUGUCCCCCUGGGAAAUGAACGUAUCUACGGGCCCUGUACGGCCGAGCAGCUCUCCUUCCCUUCCCCAAGCUCCGUAUCCCUGCCGACAUGCAUGGCUGAGGCAAUGAACCGCCUUCUUUGUCAUCUGGAGAGGGGUGUGCUAUUAUGGGUGGCCCCAGAUGGGGUGUUUAUCAAGCGAUUCUGCCAGGGCAGGGUGUACUGGAGCGGUCCCAUGGCCCAACACACUGACCGGCCCAACAAACUGGAGCGAGAAAAGACCUUCAAACUUCUUGAUAUACCUGCAUUUCUUAACGAGCUGCAGAGCUGUUUACAGGGGAAGGGCGCUACACCUUCUUAUAAGAUUGAGCUCUGCUUUGGAGAGGAGUAUCCAGACCCCAACGUACCUAAAACCAGAAAGCUGGUCAUGGCGCAGGUGGUGCCCUUGUUUGCGGUGGAACUGCUGCAGAGGUUCAACUUGGGAGAGACUGAGGAGAAACGGCCAGUUCUCACCUCCAGCACAGAAGGAGAGAAGAUGUAGUCAGACGAAGAACAAUACCCUGCACAAGGGUAGCCGUGAACAAUAUAAUGGUGGACUACUGAAGCUUCAUUCUUUUUUUGUCAUUAUGAUGAAAGAAGAGCAGAGUAAAAAACACCGUCAGUGGAGAUGUAUAUAUGUUGGGAAAACAAUGGAGAUGCUGCAUUAUAGCCCUAUUUACAAUGAAUAAAACAAAAGUAAUCACCUUUA